UUUGUUAAAACUCGCGAAUUUUAAACAUAUCUCAUAUCGGGAAAAGUUUUGCCUGUAAAUCGUCACCCGGUUGGUGAAAGUUCAGAAGUUUGGUGGUGGUACCUGUUGCAGAAGGUACCAUAAUCAGACAUGUCGGACAACAUUAAUGUUGCUGUGAGAGUCAGGCCACUGAUUCAAAGAGAGCAGACUAGUGGCCAGAAGAUUAGCUGGUUGGUGAGAGACAAUACUGUGACUCAGCUUGAGAAUGAAAAACAAGUCGGAACAAGUUAUGUGUUUGAUCAUGUAUUUGACCAGCAUGAAACAAACAUGGAUAUUUAUGACCAAGUUGCUAUGGGAAUUGUUGAAGAAUCUAUGAAGGGAUUCAAUGGGACAAUUUUUGCAUAUGGUCAGACAUCAUCUGGGAAAACUCAUACAAUGAUGGGAGACAAGCUCAAUCAAGGAAUUAUUCCAUUGGCAAUGAAUGCCAUAUUUGAGGGCAUAGAGGGUACUCCAGAAAGAGAGUAUCUUCUCCGAGUGUCUUAUUUGGAAAUUUACAAUGAACAGCUUUGUGACCUUUUGAGUGAUGAAAAGAAAAAACUUAAGAUCCAUCAGGAUACUGAGAAUCAGGUUUAUGUAGCUAACUUGACAGAGGAGAUGGUCACUAAUGCAGACCAGAUACUUCAGCUUAUGAAGAAAGGAGCGGACAGAAGAAAGAUUGGAGAAACCAACAUGAAUGAAAGAAGUUCACGCAGUCACACUAUUUUUAGAAUGAUCAUUGAGAGUCGUGAAAGACAAGAUGAUUCAAGAAAAUCUGUUGAUGGGGCUGUAAUGGUUUCUCAUUUGAAUCUGGUUGAUUUGGCUGGUUCAGAAAGGGUCAGCCAGACUGGGGCUACUGGAGUACGCUUCCAGGAGGGCUGUGCCAUCAAUUCAAGCCUUUUCCAACUGAGUCAAGUUAUCUAUAAUCUCAGUGAAGGAAAAUCUUUUAUUGGCUUUAGAGAUUCUAAGCUGACAAGAAUUCUUCAAAAUUCACUGGGUGGAAAUUCCAAAACUGCAAUCAUUUGUACUGUGACCCCAGCCUCUGUGGAGGAGACCCAUUCCACAUUGAAGUUUGCCUCCAGAGCUAAGAAUAUAAAGAAUAAGCCACAGGUUAAUGAAGUUGUGUCGGAGGCGGCUCUACUUAAAAGAUACAAGACAGAAUUGGAUAAUCUAAAAAAGAAAAUAGAAAUGAUGGGCAACACGGAGGUCCAGCUUGAGAAUGAGGAACUGCAGAGACGUCUGGAAGAGAAAGAACAGUUACAAAAAGAACAGCAGGACAAGAUAGAUAUACUGCAGAAGAUGGUGUGUGUUUCCAGCAGAACAACAGAUGGUGAUACCGCACCAAAAAAGAGAAAGUUGAGGAGAGAAACCUGGUGCCCUGGGAAGAUGACCUCCAGGAAAUCAGUUGGCAGCUUUUCAGGCUUGUCUCCACUGAGGAAUAUGUCAUUAUCGUCCUUCUCCCCUUUGAUGGAGAUACCAGAGCAAAAGAAAAAACAGGAAUUGGAGAAUUCAUUUGUUGACUUUCCAAAUGACAGGCAAGUGACCGAGGAAAAGGAAGUAAUAAGGAAAACUUGUGAUUGUCAGACUGAUUUUCUCCGUGAUCAGUUGGAGGAAGUGAUGACACUUUGUGAACAGCUGCAGACAGAAAAAGCACGUAAAGAUGAACAGUUAGACUCUAUCAGCCAGGCUGUGUGCACAUUAGAAGCUCACAACAUGGAGCUGGAAGAUACCAUUAAACAGCUGAGAGGUGAUUUGAGAGACAAAGAUAGUGAGUUGAGGGAAUUGCAAGAGUUUACCAAGAUGGAAGCAGAGAUUAGAGAAAAUUCUACCAGUCCUAAACAUGAGCAAGUGGAUCAGUUAAAACACAAGAUUAGGCAGCUCGAACAGUUGGUGAAAGUUACCGAAUUGAACAGUCAAGAACUGGAGGACAAUGGCAAGUAUAAAAAUGAAAUAGAGGAGCUUAAACAGAAGUUGGUAGCCAAAGAAAAUGAACUACAGCAAGCUUAUGAACAGCAUGAGACUUUGAAGAUUAGUAGCAGUGAUGAUAUGGACAAGUUACAUAUCAAAAUUGUGGAGUUGGAGACAAGUUUAGAGCACAAUAAUUCAGAACUGCAAACCCUGCAAGAGCAAUAUGAUGUUCUGAAGGCCAAAUCUCAGGACACUGACAACAUGGAUGAUGGCAAAUAUCAAAAUGAAGUAGAGGAGCUUAAACAGUUGUUGGUUGCCAAAGAAAAUGAACUGCAGCAAGCUUAUGAACAGCAUGAGACUUUGAAGACCAGCAGCAGUGAUGAUGCGGACAAGUUGCAGCUUAAAAUUGGGGAGUUGGAAGCAUGUUUAGAGCGCAAUAAUUCAGAACUGCAAACUCUGCAAGAGCAACAUGAUGUUCUGAAGACCAAAUCCCAGGACACUGAUGAUGUGGACAUUGGAUUAUAUGAAAAUGAAAUAAAAGAGCUAAAGCAGCUGUUGGUUGCCAAAGAAGAUGAACUACAGAAAACCUAUGAACAGCAUGAGACUUUGAAGAUCAGCAGCAGUGAUGAUGUGGACAGACUGCAGAUUAAAAUUGAAGAGUUGGAAGCAUGUUUAGAGAGCAAUAAUUCAGAACUGCAAACUCUGCAAGAGCAAUAUGAUGUUCUGAAGGCCGAAUCCCAGGACAAUGACAAUGUGGAUAUUGGCAAAUAUCAAAAUAAAAUAGAGGAGUUUAAGUGUGAGUUGGAGGCCAAAGAAAAAGAAUUGCAGCAAGCUUAUGAACAACAUGAGACUUUGAAGAUCAGCAGCAAUGAUGAUGUGAACAAGUUGCAGAUUAAAAUUGAGGAGUUGGAAGCAUGUUUAGAGAGCAAUAAUUCGGAACUGCAAACCCUGCAAGAGCAAUAUGAUGUUCUGAAGGCCAAAUCCCAGGAUGUUGAAGACACGGACAUUGGCAAUUAUCAAAAUGAAAUGGAGGAGCUUAAACAGGUGUUGGUAGCCAAAGAAAAUGAACUGCAGCAAGCUUAUGAACAACACGAGACUUUGAAGACCAGCAGUAGUGAUGAUAUGAACAAGUUACAGAUCAAAAUUGUGGAGUUGGAGACAAUUUUAGAGCACAAUAAUUCAGAACUGCAAACCCUGCAAGAGCAAUAUGAUGUUCUGAAGGCCAAAUCCCAGGACACUGACAACAUGGUAUGUGCACUUCUCUAUUGUUUAUCAAUCAUUAUUAUAGUGUGCAUGUAG
This is a messenger RNA of Lingula anatina, 3222 nucleotides long. RefSeq lists its product as uncharacterized. Gene Ontology annotation, molecular function: microtubule binding; ATP binding; microtubule motor activity. Lineage: Eukaryota; Metazoa; Brachiopoda; Lingulata; Lingulida; Lingulidae. The record is from RefSeq and is a predicted model, not a curated record. Gene Ontology annotation, cellular component: microtubule. Gene Ontology annotation, biological process: microtubule-based movement; mitotic cell cycle.